AAAUUGCUGUGUGCUGUUUAAUGUUAUUAGUUAAAACACUUCCCAAAUACAAAACGUACAUUUUCAGAUAAAUAUAUAUAGUUAAAAGAAGUAAUCUUUCGGUUAUAAAAAUGAAGUUGGUUUUAUCCAUGCUUCUCAUUGGCCUGGCGGCAUUGAUCCAAAUGCCUUGUGGCCAGUCUAGAAGUCUGGCCAGCAGCUCAAUCGUGGUGGAUGGCACUGCCGUCAACAGCAAUGCAACUAAUCCAAAUACGACCUCAGUGGCUGUAAGGCAGAGCAAUGAGACAGAACUGACGACCGUAGCGCAGCCCGUGACCAGUGUCGUUGUAACAAAUAUUCGCAGGAAACGCGAGGAGACGGAGCCCACGAUGCCCUACGACUUGCAUACAAUGCACUUGCCAUGUGAUUUUGAUCAGAACGGCAGAGCGCAGGUUAUCGACUCGUUUCCCAAUCAUUGCGUUUGGGUGUGGAAUAACAAGUACGUGCACGAGGGCUUCUUUCGGGUGUUCAAGACCUAUCAGCUGGAGGCCUUCUUCUUUGGUCAGUACUAUGAGCGCUUGAAGCGUUUCGAGAUCGAUCCACACACCUGGGAUUACACCAACACUGGAGUCUAGAAAGUAUCAAUGUGAGCAAAACAUCAAAACACACAACUGACUGUGCUCUUCUGUGGAUAAUUAUUGAAUAAGAAAGAACAAGCGCGUUCUCUUUUCAUUGGAUAGAGCUGAACAGCAAAGGACUACUCUCAAUGUGGAAUGUAUACAGAAGUAUCGGAAGUACGUAUAUGGGAGUAUCAGUAAUGUCAUCAAAUGAAAGUGUCAAUGAAGAGGGUUGGGCAGCAGAGGACUACCCUAAAUGUGGAAUGUAUCACAAGAAAAGUCAAUAGAGAAUGAGAGUAUAUAGGAGUCAUCCAAUGAAGAAAGUGUGAAUACAGAGAGAGGACUGCCCUUCAUAGGAAAUGUGUUUGGGAGUGUCACUAUUGUUAUCUCAAAAAGGAAGAGAGCUGAAGAGCACAGGACUGUCCUCAAUGUACAGUGUGUAUGGUAGUAUCACUAAUGCCAUCAGAAGAAGAAAGUGUCAAUGAGAGAGCUGGGCAGCAGACGACUGCCCUUCAUGUACGGAGUGUGUGGGAGUAUCACCUGUCGUCAGAAGAAAAUAAAAAGAAAAUUCCAAGUGAUAAAAAUAUUUAAAACUGAAUCCAAAAAAGUAGGCGUAACAAUUUCGAUGAAAUGUAUAUACAAAUGUUUGCAUGAAUAUGGCAUAUUUAAAAGUUCAUUGUAGACGAACACGCAGUUCAUUUUUCAGUUUUUUAGUGUUUUCACAUUUUUCACAUUUUCGAUAUUUUUACUUCUGCCGGAUGUUACACUUAAUUUUGUACACGACAUUUUUCUGACACAUUUGACGUUUCAGAGGUGGUAUUUUGAAUCCUGGCUGAGAUGGCCAAGUUUAUGCGCAUUUAUGGUUUUUCUAGAUUUUUUAAGCCUGGAUUCGCGUGAUCAUCCGACAAGGGGAAGAAGAGAACAGCAGCUACAUCAGCCCGGAUCGGUUGCACCACGUCUUUGCAGCCAACGGCAGAGGAGCUCGAAUACUUCCAAUGCUUGGGCGAUGGGGGCUAAGCUAUGAUAAAUUUACGAAGGAACAAUUGGAAACAGAUCGUAGACGACUGGCAAGCCAGGAUCUUAAUAUAAAAUACAGAAUUUGAUCGUUUCAAGAUCGAGCAGAAUAGUUGAGCUAUUUAUAUAUAUGUACAGCAUGCAAGUUGCUAAAAUCAAAUUAUUUGUAUACAAAAUUUAAAAAUUCGUGUUACCGUAAAGAACUAAGAUUAAAUAA
Drosophila hydei is the source of this 1824-nucleotide messenger RNA. RefSeq lists its product as uncharacterized. The record is from RefSeq and is a predicted model, not a curated record. The transcript is spliced from 2 exons. Lineage: Eukaryota; Metazoa; Arthropoda; Insecta; Diptera; Drosophilidae. The coding region runs from base 111 to 611 and encodes 166 amino acids.